Scophthalmus maximus (turbot) is the source of this 2182-nucleotide messenger RNA. RefSeq names its product prepronociceptin a (gene pnoca). Gene Ontology annotation, cellular component: dendrite; neuronal cell body; axon terminus. The record is from RefSeq and is a predicted model, not a curated record. Bases 161 to 880 code for a protein of 239 amino acids. Gene Ontology annotation, biological process: neuropeptide signaling pathway; chemical synaptic transmission; sensory perception. The transcript is spliced from 3 exons. NCBI's taxonomy places the organism in Eukaryota, Metazoa, Chordata, Actinopteri, Pleuronectiformes, Scophthalmidae. Gene Ontology annotation, molecular function: opioid receptor binding.
GGUGGGACCCUAUAAGAGCAGCCGACUCCAGCCUCCACGUAGCCAGGAAAACCACGCUCAGACCGAGAGAGGGAAACAUACACUGACGAUCCUGAACCCGCACCCGAGGGACUCCCGUAGGCACCCGUAUUCUCUCGCCAACACAGCAGACGGUGGGACCAUGAAGACCGCGGUGGCUCUGCUGCUGCUCUGCCUGUGUGAUCCUGGACAGAGCGACUGCCAGACAGACUGCCUGUCCUGCAGCAACAUCCUGCCCAAACAGCUCAGUUUCAACACCAUGGUGUGUCUCAUCGAGUGUGAAGGCAACAUCUCCCCGGCCUUCUCCUGGGACUUCUGCCGCAAGGCGCUGUCGUCACCAGUGUCUUCCCUCAGCGGCACGACGCGAAAGAGAUCUCAGGAGGAGGUGGAGGCCCUGUUUCCCGAGGAGGAGGAAGAGCAGGUGGAGGGAGGUCUGCUGCUGCCCAUUGCAUUGCAGAGGUUCGAUCGGAUGACCCAGGCUCUCAGGGUGGACGACAGGGAUCUGGGUGGCAAGGGGAUCCAGACGCUGAACGCUGCCUACAACUCCCAGGACGCCCUGUCCCUUGAGGAUGGGUACGAGGAGGAAGGAGGGCACGAGGAAGGGGACGCUGACGUCGGGCUGAGCUUUUCCAAGCGGUUUGGCGGCUUCGUCAAAGGCAGGCACGGCUACAAGAAGCUGAUGUCUCCAGGGAAGUCGUACCAGAAGAGGUAUGGCGGCUUCGUCGGCAUUCGGAAGUCGGCGCGCAAGUGGAACAACCAAAAACGCUUCAGCGAGUUCCUGAAGCAGUAUCUGGGCAUGAGCACUCGGGCCACUGAGUUCAACAGCGUGUCAGAGGACCUCACCCAGCAGAAUGAGAUCUAGCAGAGUGCACCUCCAUGCCGACGCCAUGAAACGGUUCCCCGAUGUAUUUCCACUGAUCUUGUUUUUGUAUUUCUAUCACCGACGUGUCAAACUUUAACUGGUGUCACCAAAGUCGACCGAGUGAAACUAAGUAAUUUGCCAAAAAGUGAAAAUUCCAGUGGAGUAACUAGAAACUUUGGGUCCCCCUUGAAACUCUACAAUCCCUGGCAUCUUCCAGCCCGCCCCCCCCCACCCCCCCGUCCCGUCCUGCUCUGGACAGCCCUAAUCAUUCACACUUGGAUGCACCAGUUAAACAGUCAUGUUAAAUUUGAUUAGCUGCACAAGCAGCAAAAAUAUGAAUAUAUAUUUUACUGUUCAACGUGAUCUACUAGAUAUAUUAACAGUAAACAAUAACAGCAUCAUUAUUGCUUUCCUGAUCCCCAGUAUGUCACCGUAGCUAUAUUUUACAUAUUAAUUUCGCUGCUGGGUCAUUUGAAUGAAAAAUGUGCCAAAUCUUCUCACGUGGAGGCCUCUGGCUUUGGGUCCUUGAAAAUGUUGAAGAACCUCAAUUAUCAAUUACAGCAGGCCCUUGUACAGCCGGCCCUUGGCAAAAGUUUUGGGUUUUGGCAAAAUGCAUAGCUCGGUCUCUGUUGAAGGGCAAAUCCAGUGUUGUUUGUGCUUUGGCAUUAUGGUAGGGCAAUGUCAGCAGUGGUGUGGAGUAUACGAUGCGUGGUUUGUGGUAAAUAAUCGAAAACGUGCACAAUCAUAAUGAUUUGUCAGAAAAAAAAACGACAACCCACACCUGAGGCAUGGCUACUGAGGCAGGUUGAAUUCAAAUAUAUCUCCCUUACGCCUCUACACCAAGCUCAGCACUCGUGCAUUUACAGUAUGCUACUGAUCCAUCCGCCAAACUGACAUCACGUGCAAGUGGCCGUCAUCGCUGACUGCUUCUUGUGUUUCAGAUGCCAGAUUCCUGUGUGUACAAACAGUAUUGAUAUUUUUCUUUGAGCUGUAACGGUUGUGAAAUGUUUUGUUUUGUUGUUGAGAACAUUGUAAAUAGCCGAAUUUAAACAUAUGUCAAUAAAAAUAGUUUGCUAUUUCCUUUGUGGCCUGUCAUGCAGCAACUGAUACUGUGUCUCGAGGUGUUUUGUUCUCAGUAUUUAGAUUUAGAUCGUAUGGAACUACUGGGCUUUUUUACAUCAGUUUUAAGUCUUUGAUCAGAACAUUAUGUACCUAUACUAUAAAUGAUCACUAUCUAAUAAGCCAUCAACUCUGCAGACAUAAAUGUUGAUGAGCUGUAAAUAAAGGUUUUCUUGUCCAGAU